Schizosaccharomyces cryophilus OY26 is the source of this 5765-nucleotide messenger RNA. Its product is annotated as nucleoporin Nup186. Gene Ontology annotation, cellular component: nuclear pore inner ring; nuclear pore. The record is from RefSeq and is a predicted model, not a curated record. Gene Ontology annotation, biological process: nuclear pore organization. The transcript has 2 exons. The coding region runs from base 690 to 5630 and encodes 1646 amino acids. Lineage: Eukaryota; Fungi; Ascomycota; Schizosaccharomycetes; Schizosaccharomycetales; Schizosaccharomycetaceae. Gene Ontology annotation, molecular function: structural constituent of nuclear pore.
UUACGCUUUGGCGCGUUAGUAAACAAAUAGAAGAAAAUGUAGUUCUAAGAGGGAUUUAAGGAAAAGAAGGUUAAAGAAUAUGGUUUUUAUUAUUCAUUAAUCAGACCCCAUUGACUUAGAAAAAAAGAUAUGGUGGACUUUUGAGUGAAUGGCGUCUUAGUCAAUGGUUUACAAACCAAACAAAGCGGACGCUGGAAAGAAUUCUUUAUCAUGUCUUCGUGGCUUCAAGAAAAGCAUAGAACGAUUUUCUUAAGUAAAGGUUGUUCUACCCUUCUAAAUGUCUUUUCCUUUGCUGCCGUCUACUACCUUUUUUCUCGCUGAGUUCAGCUGGGUUUUAACGUACUUAGAUGGAAACUUUCUUUUCCCUUGAUACCAACGCAGAUACAAAAUUGACUUCAAUUCGUUGUUUUUGAUUCGAAAACAGACGUUUUACCUGAUUUCAGUUCGAGACUGGAUUUUCUUUUUCCUUUUUGUAAUUUUAUUUUUUAGUUGAGGUAUUUUUUUUAAUUAUCGUACUUCUUGUUGAUCCUUUUGGACUUAGCAUACAUUACUUCUCUGUCCAUACACCUCGUCUAGGAUACCCACAUUUCCCCAAGUCUCUUCUCACCUCAACAAAACUCGAAAUUUCCUUUUUCCAUUUAAGGCAUACACUUGCAGGUUUGUUUUAAAAACCAUUAAAACUCUGCACCAUGGAUGUCUGGGAGCUUCAGCACUUUUCCGCUCUCUUUUACCUCUUGCAGUGCAUCGAAAGCAAUCCCAGCAAUCCCAAUGUCUCUUCGCGCUUGUUAGUGCAGUGUUUGGAUUCUUAUACCAAGGAUUUUCAAAAAUUUCUUUCUAUAGAUCCCCCUAAUGCUUCAUCUCGAAAUAAAUUGGAAUCUGGGGAAGCAGAACUGAAUGGAAUGGUCUGCAAGCUGAAUGAGACUUUUAUCAAGCAGUCUCUUACAAUUUCUUCACAGCUUUCUAUGGACGAAAUCCAGUCUGCUUGUCUCUUGCAAAAGGGCAUAGAAGCCUCUCAAGCCUUGGACCGUACACCUAUUCAAGCUGCCUUGUACAUGUUUUUCUUGUCUCGUGAGCAGCUCCUUGAAUCCUUAGAAUUGCUUACAAGGAUUGCAUCAUUCAAAGAUUUGGAUUCUGACAUUGCAAAAGCUUUGCAUUCUUAUUUGAAGGGUCUGUGUAAAGCGGAAAAUGACGUUGUGAAGACUUGUUGUGAUUUUGUUACUGUUUUGGAUAAAAAAAUUACAGAAACACUUCGAAAUGAAGCUAGUGGUCAAGUAUUGGGUAUUGCUGAUGUUGUUGACUUUCAGGAAUACAUCAAGUUGUCUCAUGAAGCUCAUAUUGCCGAAUUGGAGACCGUUGCUAUCAUUCUCCAUCAACUAUCAGAACUAGGAUUGUUGCAGCAAUCUCAUUUUGAGUCUCUCCUGUCCACGCUCAGCAAGAGCGAUCCUACUAAUAAAAUUGCAGUACUUAUAUUACCUUCCCUGUUAAGCUUUUUGAAAAAGCUUCUCCGGGUCGACUUCCUUCUAGAGGGAGAGGGUAAGAUAAAUGUAGCACCCCCCACCUUACAGCAUAUUCAUCAUCUGCUUAUAAAAACAGCUGCUUCGAGCUGGCGUUGUCCUCAGUUCAAGCAGAUCUUAGGAAUAUGGUGGCUUACUUAUCUUAAUGAAGCUUGUAAACAAGCUACGAAUAUUCCCUCUUUCAUUGACUAUGAGUCGACAAUUAAAGAUCCUGCCAAUGAUUUUAUCCAUGCUGGCGUGUUUUCCGAUAUUAUAACCUUUGUUAUACUUCCCUUUCGACAAUCGGACGAUGAAGGAAUGGAAUGGAGCUUUGCGUUUAAGCCUCGAUCACGUCUUUCAAUCAGCUGGCCAACUGUCCGUCCUUUGUUGGUAAACAUCAUUUUUUCCAAGUUUCGUUCAUUCUGUCAAUCAUUUAUAAGUUAUAUGCCUGAGAUUUUGAAAAUACUUAGGCUCCUUGAAGAGGACAGAUACUUAACAAACGCAGCACACCCCGAUUUAGCUACUGAGGAUCUUCAACAAGUUUUCUUUCCUUUUGAAGAGUUUUAUCAGCUAUUGUCUUCCGUAUAUACCUAUGAUAAGUCGUGGUCAUUGGAUUUUUGGGCUGACAUCGAAAGCGAUAUGUAUGGUUUCUUAACUUGGUCUAUGGAAUCGCAAACUCCAGGAAUUGUUACUUCAUUUACACUUUUACUGGUUUCUAUUUGUACUAAUGAAUUUACUGCCACAAAGGUUCAUGAAUUAAUGUCCGAACCGGCCGCAGAAAUUAGUCAUUUCGAUAAUUCCGCAAUAGCCGGAACGAAUUGGUCAUAUAUAUUCAAUGUUUUCCAUUACUACAUUUCCCAAUUGAAGCCCAUCCAGACCGUUGUAACUUCUUCGGGCGUUGCUCGUGUUCAUACUGAACCUGGUGAAAUUGACAUUAAUUCUUCCUUGAUCUUACAGGGGUAUAUAUUAUUAUUUGCCAGCGUUACCCGUAACAGCUCUCAAAUCUUAGCUGCCCUCUGUGAAGAUCAAACACUUAAUCCUAUCGGUACUUUUUUUGAACUGUUAGAAUGCAGAUUAAUGGAAAGCGUACGCUGCACAAUAGUAAUGGCACUUGAAUCAAUGUCUUGCCAAUCUUCUGGUUUUCUAAAUAACGCCUUAUGGAACUAUUUGGAUAACUGGUUUAUUACUUCCGUUCUAUUUGACAUUGACGGCGGGCUUGCUCCUAUAUCAUUUGCCAUUAACUCAAAAAACGUAUUCCCUAAAUCACCCAGUGCCUUCGGUCCUCUAUUGAAUAAUAUAAGAAGAUUGACAGCUACGUCAAGUAUCAGAAUAGCUUUCAUUAAAUUUUUGACGUCUUUGGUUCGUUCGAAGAGUGAACUCAAGGUUACCCUUACUUUUCCUGAAAAUUUGGGAUCUUCCUAUCGUGCACCUGGUAUAAAACCUUAUGUGGAUUUUGUAAUUGAAACUUUGGUUUUAUCCUCCACUCAAUGGAGAACUGUGCAUAAUGCAGAAGCGUUAAAAGUCACAUAUUCAUGUCUUCAAUUUAUCUCUGCUGUUUUCGAUGACCUCAAUUUGAAUCUCUUAAUUUAUUUCCGACUCUUUGGUAAUAGAAUCAAAGAUAAAGUUCAGAGCAACAGCUUGUAUGUUUAUUUGACAAGGCAUCCAGCAAUUUAUUUGCUGGAAGCGGUUUUUGUUGAAAAUGUCUAUUCGGGACUUUUCGACCUUGUUGAGUUCGGCUAUGAUCAAAUAGAAGACGUUGCAGUUCCUCAACUUUUGGUUUCCGCUGUUCUACAGUCUCUUUUUAUCCUUCGUGAUGUCCUUGCUCUCCAGAGGGAGUUAUUCAAAAAUGUAAUUCCAUAUAUUACGGAAUUGGGGAUAAGUAAGCAUAUUUUAGAUUUGACAAUUUCCAGGAGAGCUUAUCGGGAAGUAUUUAUGACUAGAAUAUCUUCUAUUGUUCACCUUGCUUUAUUGGUAGGGUCCCGGCAUCAAUGUUUCGUACAACCAGCAAUUGAAAUUCUUAGUUUCUUAGUGGAUUCCGAAGGCUUUAUGAAUAAGGGUAGUACUGACGAAAAUAAGCUGCUUUGUUCAAUUGUUAGGACAGCGAAUGAGUCGAAGCGCAUUAUAUUUGGUUUUAUACGGGCAUUUGAAUUUAGAUCCCGUAUGUUGCUGUCCUCUGGUAGUGAGUCGUCUUUUAUAUUGCGUUUUCUUCUGAAUAAUUUAAAACAAAGCAAAGGCAUCUUUUCACUUGCUUUAUUGAUUUUAGGAUUCGAUAUAACUUCCACAAAUGCAGUAAUCGUCAGAGAUGAGCCUGGUUAUGUUGGCUCACAGAUUUCUCUACUGAACUCAUUAUUAAAUUUCAUAGAAUUGAGAACGCAGGACGAUGUCAUUCUGGAAACUCCUUUAGUUAUGGUCGAAGCACUCGAAAUUGUAGCCCAUCUUUGUUCUUCUCCAUUGACCUCUGAAGCUACCUUGGCAGUUAUAAGAGACCGCCCUCACUUUCUUGUAAAUCUUAUUAAUGUUGAGCCCAUAUUAUCUCAAAAUAGCAUACAAAAUCUCGAAAAUAUCUCUACAGAAGAAAUAAAUGUUUUCUCGAGAAGUUUGCAUGCUCGGGCGCAAGUGAUGACAAUGUUACUGACGGAAAUUCACUUCACCUCUUCAUUAGGAAAAAAGAAGCAGUCAAAAGAAUAUGUUAUUUCCCUUAUUGGAACCGCAGAGAGGUUAAGGACUUCGCAGUUAUCUCAAAAAUCGUCUGGCUUUAAGAUACUAGAUUUCAUGGAUAUUCUGAGGAUCGACAAUCGAAAAAUAGCAUCGGAAUUACCCAAAGUUCCAGGUUUCAAUUUAAGCAUGUUCGUGACGAAGUUUGAUAAUGGAGUCAACGAUUUUCAGUUUGAUACUGACAGAGUUGUUAAAAUGUAUAAACUUCUCUUUGAUACUGAAGCAUCGUCUAUGGAAGAUACAAAUGAAGAAAAAGAAGUUUGGUUCAAUCAAAAAAAGGAACAAUUAGAGGACCUUUCUAGUCGCUUAGAUCUUUUCAACUCACGGGUCGUUUUCCUUCAGCAUGUUCAUGAUUGUUUGGAGGCAUGGGCUAGACUAACCGGUAUAUUAAUAGAAGACUGUCAUUCUGCAAUCCCUGAGGUACAGUUUGAUGAAUUUAUUUGGGAAUUAUUGCGUUUGUUACUUCCUGGUGCAUCAAAUUAUAGCUUAGAAAACCAGAAUGCGGUUUCAGUCACCACUGCAGUCAUUGAAACCAUUGUUCCUUAUGCUUUAAAAAAAAUGAAUGCUUUAAAACCAGAAGAAUACGGAAAGCUAACUUACUUUGUUGAAGGAGUACAUGGAAUAAUCGUUAGCUUAAUCAAAGGCAUUCAAUGCCAGUCAUCAGACGAAACUAUUCGUGAAAAUUUAUAUGGCUCUCUUUUAAGCAUUUUGACUACAUUUCAAAAAUGCACUAGUAUGUUGAGCAGGGAACAUGGGGAUUCAGAAUUCUUGAAAACUUUAGAAAAGUGUAUGAAUCCAAGUCUAUUAAACUCUUCCUUUUUGGAUGUUUUAACGAAAGAUGCAUUGUACACAAGUGGAUCAUGCUGGGAAUUGUCGGUUAUUACGUUAAAUUUCCUGCAUAGGCUAUCACCAGACAUAUCAACCCAUUUAUACAAAUAUUACUUGCGUCGUAAUUUCAUUGGGUCGUUUGUCGAUGCCUUUUCAAAAAUAUUCUCAGAUAUACUUGCUUCUGGGAAAGAGAUUAUUGAAGUCAUAAGUGGUUUAGAAGCAGGACAAUGCUUCUUAAUUACGCUUGCGCAAAACAAAAUUGCUGUUCAUUCUGUUUUAACGAUGGAUUAUAUACGAUUAGUGGUUGAUUUGUUAUUGCAACUAUGUAAACAAGGUGGUAUUCAACACCUUCGACCUCAAGUUCAACGAUUGAUGCUUCAACUUUUGCAAAUCUUUAUUUUGGCAUUAAUGAAGGUACCUUUAAAGGUAAUGUCUAAUAAAGACAAAGCACUCUUACAAUCUGUGUUCUCGCUUUCGAGGAAGUUACAAGAUUCUGUUCAAAUUAAUACGGAACAAACGUGGAGUACAGAAGCUGUUACCGUAAAGAAAUAUGUUGAAGUAAUAAGUCAACUUUUGGAUCUUCAUAGAGAAUAAAAGGCUAGUAAUGAAUACCCGGCUAAGGGUGAAGAAAAUUACACUACAUUUUAAUGCUUACUUUACAAAUAGAGGAUUAAAUAAAAUUAUUAACGGGUAACUUGGUUAUUAAAUACUAUUAUUCCAUUUUCGAAA